AUGACCCGGGGAUCCACAAAGCGUACCAGUCCAAGCCACAUCGUGUCUGUCUUGAACCCACCGUCCAUCUCGUCGUCACCAGAGCCGCAAGAAGGGGCCCUGAAAUCCAACAUGACGGGCCGGAAGAACAACUCGCGUAAAAACGCUCCGGAUACCAUCACCUAUACACCAACCACUCAUCGCAUCAGCAAGGCUAAGAAGGGAAAGCGCGUUUUCACCAGGGCGGAGCACCGAAGACGCCAUGAGCUGAAUCAUAACCCCGAGGCAUCCUACCGCUGCCCAACGCAAGGAUGUAAGAAGGCAUUCCACCGUGCUGAUCUACUUGCACGUCACAUAGAGAGACACGAACUCGAAUCGCAAUCAGAGCAGUCCUCGUGGGAAUCCAACCCCCCAGAGCUCAUCGUGCCCGAGUCCGCUGUCCCGCGCUGUCUGUCCAUGGAUCACGGAAUGACAUUGGCCACCGCCUCUCAUUCACACUCCAUGUCCAUCGGCUCCCUCGUAGCUCCUGGGAUUCACCCGGAUCUGGCCAACACUGACUGCUCAUUGAUGUGGAGCGGGGUUGACUUGCCCUUACAGCCCCGCCCAGUCUUCCAUAGCCAGCUCCCCGACUCCGUUGACGACAGCCCAUUUUACUCUUCCCCCGCAGAGACAUGUCCCUCACCUCUGUCGGAUGCGACGUUCUCUCUUCCUCCCCAUUCUAGCUCCUCCAUCUCUUCUGCGUAUGUGUCCGUGAUCGACCAGUACCCGAAGAAUAUCCUCAAGGGCGACGUCAAUUCGUCCCCGCUUCAGAUGCACAAUUCCCCCCGCUGGGAGAUUGAUGCUGGCAUGCCGCAGUCGCAUCUAGUUGCCAUACCAAUGGAGGAGAAUAUGAUCCAGCCAUCCGUUCAGUGCCACAACCAUUCUCCUGCGUGGUCCAGCGCAGACUGCCUUCCCUACGAGGACCAAGUCCACUCUCUGCACCAGUUCCAGCCUCGGAGCUGGAUGUGA
Messenger RNA from Penicillium digitatum Pd1, 987 nucleotides. The record is from RefSeq and is a predicted model, not a curated record. NCBI's taxonomy places the organism in Eukaryota, Fungi, Ascomycota, Eurotiomycetes, Eurotiales, Aspergillaceae.